Molecule: messenger RNA, 4361 nt
Organism: Andrographis paniculata
Lineage: Eukaryota; Viridiplantae; Streptophyta; Magnoliopsida; Lamiales; Acanthaceae
Product: ABC transporter B family member 19
Exons: 10
Coding region: 459-4211 (1250 amino acids)
Biological process (GO): transmembrane transport
Cellular component (GO): membrane
Molecular function (GO): ABC-type transporter activity; ATP hydrolysis activity; ATP binding
Source: RefSeq, a predicted model, not a curated record
GAAGACUCUGUAGAAAUGGGCAGUCGAGUCCACUGCAGAUUUGAGUGUUGAUGAGAUUCCCUUUAACCUGGACAACACCUUUAUUGCAUUGCAAACCCUGGCCCCCGGUUAAAUCCAAAACUACUGAACUGCCCUCUCUCUCUCUCUCUCUCUCUCUCUCUAUGUAACCUCACUCCACACCCACCCACGCCUACACUAACUGAACUUGUUUCUUCUGCUCUCUCUUCUUCCUCUUAAUGCGGUGAUAAGUGCCGACUGAUAUAUAAUAGUAGGAUUUUAGUGUUUUCCAGAUCUUAGCGUUCUUAUGGAAAUGCCCACCGGAAGAAUUCCUAUCUGAUCUUUGUUUAUCCUUUUUGCUUUGAGGUGAGUUCGGUGGGGGUGAUCGAAAGCUAGCUGGUUGUGUGGUUUUGUUCCGGUGCUGUCCCGAGCUCGAAGCUACUAUUUUUUGUGUGGGGAAAAUGGCGGAGGGAGCUGAUGGGAAAUCAAUCCCAGAGUCGGAGAAGAAGAAAGAGCAGAGCCUUCCGUUUCACCAGCUGUUUUCGUUUGCAGAUAAAUAUGACAUUGUUUUGAUGCUGUGUGGCAGUCUUGGGGCAAUCGUGCACGGCUCUUCCAUGCCUGUUUUCUUCUUACUGUUUGGUGAAAUGGUCAAUGGUUUCGGGAAGAACCAAAUGGACUUGACUAAGAUGACACAUGAAGUUGCUAAGUAUGCUCUGUAUUUCGUCUAUCUUGGAUUGAUCGUCUGCUUCUCAUCUUACGCAGAGAUUGCAUGUUGGAUGUACACUGGGGAGAGGCAAGCUGGGGCUUUGAGAAAGAAGUACCUGGAGGCUGUAUUGAAGCAGGACGUCGGAUUCUUUGAUACUGAUGCAAGAACUGGGGAUAUUGUUUUUAGUGUCUCCACAGAUACUCUUCUUGUGCAAGAUGCCAUUAGUGAGAAGGUUGGCAAUUUCAUUCACUAUCUUUCGACGUUUUUGGCGGGGCUUGUGGUUGGUUUUGUCUCUGCAUGGAGGCUGGCUCUGCUCAGCGUUGCUGUGAUUCCUGGAAUCGCCUUUGCUGGUGGUUUAUACGCGUAUACUCUAACGGGGCUCACGUCAAAGAGCCGCGAUUCUUAUGCUAAUGCUGGUAUUAUCGCAGAGCAGUCGAUUGCACAAGUUAGGACAGUUUACUCGUACGUUGGCGAGUCGAAAGCCCUCAGUGCCUAUUCUGAGUUGAUACAGAAUACAUUAAAGCUUGGAUACAAGGCUGGAAUGGCAAAAGGGCUGGGACUAGGAUGCACUUAUGGCAUAGCUUGCAUGUCGUGGGCUCUUGUUUUCUGGUAUGCCGGUGUUUUUAUCCGAAACGGACAGACAGAUGGUGGCAAGGCAUUCACUGCUAUAUUCUCGGCUAUUGUUGGUGGCAUGAGCUUGGGCCAGUCAUUUUCUAAUCUUGGAGCAUUCAGCAAAGGGAAAGCUGCUGGUUACAAAUUAAUGGAAAUAAUCAAGCAGAAGCCGACAAUAGUCGAACACCAAUCAUCGGGUUCAAAGUGCCUGACUGAUGUCAACGGGAACAUUGAGUUCAAGAAUGUAACUUUUAGUUAUCCAUCUCGACCUGACGUCAUCAUAUUCAGAGAUUUCUCCAUCUUUUUCCCUGCUGGGAAAACUGUUGCCGUGGUUGGUGGCAGUGGUUCGGGGAAAAGCACUGUCGUCUCCUUGAUAGAGAGAUUUUAUGACCCUAUUGACGGAGAAAUAUUGCUGGACAAUGUGGACAUCAAGACACUUCAGUUGACAUGGCUCCGCAAUCAGAUCGGCUUGGUGAACCAAGAACCUGCCCUCUUUGCCACCACAAUCCUUGAGAACAUUAUGUACGGAAAGCCCGAUGCGACCAUGGAAGAUGUGGAAGCAGCUGCCUCUGCUGCUAAUGCUCAUAGCUUCAUCACCUUGCUUCCAAAUGGAUACAACACUCAGGUCGGAGAAAGAGGUGUCCAGCUCUCUGGUGGCCAAAAGCAGAGAAUAGCAAUUGCAAGGGCAAUGCUGAAGAACCCAAAAAUUCUUCUUCUCGAUGAGGCGACAAGUGCAUUGGAUGCAGAUUCGGAGAACAUUGUGCAGGAGGCGCUGGAUCGUCUAAUGGUCGGGCGUACUACAGUAGUUGUAGCGCAUCGCCUGUCAACGAUAAGAAACGUUGACUGCAUUGCAGUUAUACAGCAAGGGCAGGUUGUCGAAACAGGCACACAUGAAGAACUAAUCUCCAAAGCUGGUGCAUAUGCGUCCUUAAUAAGAUUCCAGGAAAUGGUGGGGAACAGAGAUUUUUCGAAUCCUUCAACGCGUCGCACACGGUCCUCACGGCUGAGUCAUUCACUGUCCACAAAAUCUCUUAGCCUGCGAUCCGGAAGUUUAAGAAACUUGAGCUAUUCUUAUAGCACUGGUGCUGAUGGUCGAAUAGAAAUGGUAUCCAAUGCCGAAACUGAGAAGAAAACUCCAGCGCCUGCUGGUUACUUCUGCCGGCUUCUUAAAUUAAAUGCUCCGGAGUGGCCCUAUUCUAUCAUGGGAGCUGUUGGAUCUGUUCUUUCCGGCUUCAUCGGUCCUACCUUUGCCAUAGUGAUGAGUAAUAUGAUUGAGGUGUUUUACUACCGAGAUCCAGCUGCCAUGGAACACAAAACAAAGGAGUUUGUUUUCAUUUACAUCGGAGCUGGGCUAUAUGCUGUUGUUGCCUAUCUGAUUCAGCACUAUUUCUUCAGCAUCAUGGGAGAGAAUCUUACAACGAGAGUUAGAAGGAUGAUGCUUGCAGCAAUUUUAAGGAAUGAGGUUGGAUGGUUCGAUGAGGAGGAGAAUAAUUCGAGCCUUCUUGCUGCACGCCUCGCCACCGACGCUGCAGACGUAAAGUCCGCCAUAGCUGAGAGGAUCUCUGUGAUCCUACAAAACAUGACUUCCCUUCUCACUUCCUUCAUAGUUGCCUUCAUAAUUGAAUGGCGGGUUUCGCUGCUCAUUCUCGGCACCUUCCCCCUUCUCGUCCUUGCAAACUUUGCCCAGCAACUCUCUCUCAAAGGAUUCGCCGGGGACACGGCUAAGGCGCAUGCAAAAACUAGUAUGAUUGCGGGCGAAGGAGUCAGCAACAUUAGAACGGUAGCUGCAUUCAAUGCUCAAGAAAAAGUCCUGUCUUUGUUCAGCCAGCAGCUUCGCGUCCCUCAGCAGAGAAGCCUUCGGCGCAGCCAAUGCUCCGGCUUUCUGUUUGGCCUUUCACAGCUAGCUCUCUAUGCCUCUGAAGCACUUAUCCUAUGGUACGGCGCCCACCUUGUUAGCAAUGGCGCAUCCACAUUCUCGAAGGUUAUUAAAGUGUUUGUUGUCUUGGUCAUCACCGCGAAUUCUGUGGCUGAAACAGUAAGUCUUGCCCCAGAAAUCAUCAGGGGUGGAGAAGCUGUUGGCUCAGUGUUCUCGAUUCUGGACCGCACUACAAGGAUUGAUCCGGAUGAUCCUGAGGCCGAGCCUCUUGAAACAAUCCGAGGCGACAUUGAGCUACGCCAUGUUGACUUUGCAUAUCCUUCCCGCCCGGAUGUAAUGGUGUUCAAGGAUUUCAACUUGAGAAUUCGAGCAGGGCAGAGCCAAGCUUUAGUUGGCGCAAGUGGUUCGGGAAAGAGUUCGGUCAUAGCCCUGAUCGAGAGGUUUUACGAUCCUAUCGGAGGGAAAGUCAUGAUUGAUGGCAAAGACAUUCGGAGACUACACUUGAAGUCCCUUCGCCUAAAGAUUGGUCUAGUUCAGCAAGAACCGGCGCUGUUUGCAGCCAGCAUUUUUGACAACAUCGCUUACGGCAAAGAUGGCGCAACUGAAUCAGAGGUCGUCGAAGCAGCGCGUGCAGCCAAUGUGCACACAUUUGUCAGUGGUUUGCCCGAGGGGUACAAAACCCCUGUAGGCGAGAGAGGCGUCCAGCUCUCUGGAGGACAAAAGCAACGAAUUGCCAUUGCGCGAGCUGUCCUCAAGGACCCAUCGAUCCUCUUGCUCGAUGAGGCCACGAGUGCUCUCGACGCAGAGUCUGAAUGCGUGCUGCAGGAAGCACUCGAUAGGCUUAUGAAAGGCAGAACCACGGUGCUCGUCGCGCACCGGCUGUCCACCAUAUGUGGGGUGAACUCUAUUGCCGUGGUUCAAGAUGGGCGCAUCGUGGAGCAAGGCAGCCACGGGGACCUCAUCGGCAGGCCCGACGGCGCGUAUUUCCGGCUGCUGCAGCUGCAGCACCAUCGCAUAUGAGAAAAAAAAAAGUUAAAAAGGACUUGAGUAAUUAAUUAACCAUUGUUUUGAUUUCUUUUUAAUUCUGUUGUCUUGUUUUCUGUGUAUGAUGGAUCUUGGUGGUGAUGAUGAUAGUUGUAGAUAAUUUGGAUAUAAAGACUGCUUGCUACC